CAACAGUCACAGUACCUACAAACACCAGCUCUGAAGAAAAUAUAGCGCCAGCACCACGCACUUCGACACGGAAAGCUGUGACAAAGUCUGCCUCAAAGGCAUCACUCUCCAAGAAGUCUGACGACAAAUCUUUUGCAUCCACCGCGACAGUCGUCACCACUGCUACUACCGGUAGCCGAAAGCGCAAGCAAGGGCCCACCGCCUCGACGACGCGCACUUCGUCUCUCAAGCGUUCUCGCACUCUACCAGAACCCGUGAACGCCCUCCCCCUUCCUGUACCCCAGGAUGAGUCUGAGAAGCCCCGUAGUCUCCUCGUUGUUGGCACGGGUGACACGGGUCAGUUCGGGCUGGGCAUGGACACUCUGGGGACCAUCAGCAGGCCGAGGCUGCACGCUACCAUCCACAACCUCGUGGAGAACGGAUCGAUGGGCCCCAAUGGCAUCGAGAAGGUGGCUGCUGGCGGUAUGCAUUCGCUCGUCUUAGAUUCGAACGGCAAGAUCCGAUCUUGUGGUGUCAACGACUCCAUGGCCCUCGGCCGUAAGACGCAAGGCAUUCCUGGAAAAGACAACGCCGAGCUCGAAGCCGAAUUCGAUCUCGUGGAAGGCCUCGAUGGCUUCCGUACCACUUUCAUCGCCGCGUCCGACAGCUGCAGUAUCGCACUUAGCGACAAGGGCGAGCUUCGCGCAUGGGGCUCAUUCAGCUCCGACGGCAUUCUCGGUUUUGACGGCAUCCGUGAGCACGCUAUGAAAGUUCUCGAACCUACCGCCCUCCCUGCCUUCUCCAAGUCUCAAAUCUGCAGCGUUGCCUGCGGAGAAGACCAUGUGCUCGCUCUCACUACCUUCGGGACUGUCUACACCUGGGGCAAUGGCGUCAACUUCCAGCUCGGACGCAAGAUCAUGGAGCGCCGCAAGGCGAAUGGCCUCCGGCCUGAACCCCUUCCGCUCAAGGACAUAGUCCUCGUCGCCGCAGGACACCAUCAUUCGUUUGCCGUAGACAAGAAGGGUGUCGUCUAUGCUUGGGGGCUUAACCAGAUGAGGCAGUGCGGAGUCAGCAAUGCGAAGGGCGGAAACCAGAGCCAUGUCACGGCCCCGACGGAAGUAGAGGCACUGAACCCGGCGAAGCACGAUGGUGCGAGGGUCAUCCAGAUUGGGAGGGGCGAGCACCACACCAUUUUCCUUUUGGACAACGGAGAAGUUUGGGGUUGCGGAAGGGCAGACGCUGGGCGGUUGGGGCUGGCGCCUGAUCAUCCUGCCAUGGUCAUUAUCGACGAGGCUUUCCAGGAGGAGUUGAAGGAGAGGGAGAAGGCCAAGGAAGAGAAGAUUCAGAAAGCCAAGGAGGCUGGUCAGGAGCUGACUGAGGAAGAGCUUGCAGAGGACGACAAGAAGGAACGUAUCGUUCCCGACGCCCGAGUCCCCGAGCCUGUUAGGAUCGCCUUCCCGCCUCCGCCUACCGAGGACGAGCCUACGCCAGAAUUGCCCUCGUAUAAGGAGGGCUUCUCGAGCACGAAGAUCGUCGGUAUCUCCAGCGGCUCGAGGUACAAUUUGGCAUGGGACGAGAGUGGUAUUUUGUACUCGUGGGGUGAGGGAGUGUCGAAUCAGUUGGGAUUGGGUCCAAAGACGGAAGAGGCACAUCUGCCGACGAGGGUGCACAAUACGGCGUUGAAGACCUGGAAAGUUGUCGGGGCUAGUGCGGGCGGUCAACACGUCAUGCUCCUUGGUGUUCCGAGAGAAGAACCUUUGGAGUAAACGCACCACGCCCGCCUGCGCCGUCUCAUAUUCUGUCGCAUACUGACUUAUCGCAUCGCAUCGUGCUCUUCUUUCUGUUCCUACAUCUUCCACUUCCGUCCAUCAUCCUUAUUUGCUCCACACUCCCCAUCCCACCCAGAACUCGUUCACACCGUCCAGGCCACCAAUGUCAUCACCUCAUCUGACGCGCCCCCUUGUCCCAUAGAGAUACCUUCUCAUUGUACAUGAACCGUGAUACGGGCUCAAUUCUCGCUUUAUUCCUUUCAUCUCACUUCCGUCGUCAUCACCAUUUUCCAGUCGCCGUGCAUAUCUUGCUUUCCAUCGUGUCACGCUUGUUUAUUCUCUCGCACCAAAUGGCUGUCUGUUCGUUCGUCGUCCUUGUUUUGUUUUGUGAGUGUCCGUCUCGAUAUAUCGUUAAUGUCAU
This is a messenger RNA of Stereum hirsutum FP-91666 SS1, 2169 nucleotides long. RefSeq names its product RCC1/BLIP-II. Gene Ontology annotation, molecular function: guanyl-nucleotide exchange factor activity. The transcript has 5 exons. Gene Ontology annotation, cellular component: cytoplasm. Lineage: Eukaryota; Fungi; Basidiomycota; Agaricomycetes; Russulales; Stereaceae. The coding region runs from base 354 to 1745 and encodes 463 amino acids. The record is from RefSeq and is a predicted model, not a curated record.